CCGUAAGAUGCGAAGGUGGCUAGUAUUCGAGACUGGCCACGACCUCAGACAGUCACUGAGGUCAGAUCAUUCUUAGGAAUGUGCGGCUACUAUAGGAACUUCGUAAAGAACUAUUCUAUAGUCGCCUCUCCUUUGACUGAUCUAACUCGACUUGACACACCGUGGGACUGGAGUGAUGAGUGCGAGGGUGCUUUCAAGAGAUUGAAGCAUGCACUCAUGAAUCAUGAGGUUCUCAUGGUUCCCGAUCCGCAGAAGCCAUUCAUAGUGACCACUGACGCAAGCCAAUACGRCAUUGGCGCAGUGCUGGCUCAGCAGGAUGGGAAAAAGUUGAGACCGAUUGAGUACAUGAGCAAGAAGAUGCCAUCAAAGAAGUUGGCAAAGUCCACCUACGAGAGGGAACUCUAUGCUCCGUAUAAAGCACUUGUCCAUUGGAGACACUUCCUUCUAGGAAGGUUCUUCUACUUGAGGACUGAUCAUCAGACCCUCAAAUGGAUCAAGACUCAACCGGCUCUUUCUGACGCACUCAAGCGGUGGAUAGAGGUCAUAGAUCAAUAUGACUUCAAGCUUGAGUACCUGAGGGGAGAGUACAACAAGGUUGUAGACACGCUAUCACAUAGAGCAGACUACCUAGGUGCGCUAGUUUCUGACUUUGGCGUAUCUGACGAAGUAACUCAAUCAUUGGUGGGAGCCUAUCAGGAAGACCCUGUCACGAUGGACAUCAUUCGCAAACUUCAGGCAAAAGACAAGGCCACAAAAAGUGAGUUUGUGAUGGUGGACGGGUUACUCUAUCUUGAGAAGGCGGGAAUAAAAAGGUUAGUGGUUCCAUCUAGUGAACAGUUGCGUAGUUUAUUUCUAGGCGAAUGUCAUGACGCAACCGGGCACUUUGGCUACAAAAAGACGAGUGCUAACCUAGUACAACGAUUUUGGUGGCCUGGUAUGUUCGAUGAUGCAAAGAAGUACGUAGAGACCUGUCAGGUCUGUCAACGGGACAAGCCGCGCACUCAAGCACCGCUUGGGUUGUUUAAGCCCUUACCUAUUCCUGCUGGUCCAGGACUGAGUGUAUCCAUGGAUUUCAUGGACACCUUGGUGACCAGCAAGAGUGGCAAGAGGCACAUAUUCGUCAUCAUUGACCGAUUCACCAAGUACGCUAGACUAGUGGCCAUGCCWGAGACAGCCAGGACUGACUAUGUCAUCAAGUUGUUCAAGGAGAACUGGGUGCGGGACUUCGGUUUACCAAAGACCAUCAUUAGUGACAGAGAUGUCCGCUUCACAAGUGAGCUGUGGAAGAAGACUGCAGAACAAAUGGGCAGUCAACUUCAAAUGACUUCAGGAAAUCAUCCUGAAGCCAACGGACAGGCCGAGCAAAUGAACAGAGUUGUGCAGCACUUGCUGAGGCAUUACAUCAAGCCUAGCCAGGAAGACUGGGAUGAGCAAUUGCCUCUCAUCACCAACCUGUACAACAAUGUUGUACAUAGCAGUACCGGCAUGAGUCCUAAUCAGCUACACUUAGGAUGGAAGCCUAGAUCAGCACUAGACUUCCUCCUACCCGAAAACCGAACUGCCGCAACUCCAGGCACACUCGAGUAUGGUGUGCAUUAUGAGAAGUUGCUGCAAGAAGUUGUCGAGCACAUGAAGAAAGCUCAGCAAGCAAUGAUUGCUUCUGAGAAUCAACAUCGUGGACAGUCCACAUUUCAGGUGGGGGAACGUGUCUGGGUUAAGGCUAGGGAGCUAGGACAAGAAUUCAGAAUCUCUCGUAAACAAAUGCCUCAGUAUUUUGGUCCCUGGGAAGUCCUAGAUAUAGUGGGAGAUGAAAUGGAUGGUCCUACGUAUGUCAUUCGUGUCCCUGGACACCUACACACUCACCCAGUCUUUCAUGCCUCAAAGCUUGCACCUUUCGCUGAGACUGAUCAAUUCCCUUCCAGGAGAUCGAUGCUGCCCCCAACCAUGGAUGGACAAGUCGACAUCGACGACAUUGUGGAUCACAGGGAUAUGCCUGUUCCGAAGCCGCUGGGUCGAGGAAGACCUCCUAAACCCAAGAGGGAGUACCGCGUCAGAUUCAGGCAUCAUACGGAUCCAAAAGAAGAUCGGUGGUUUACCCGGGAGGAACUGAUGGAAACAGUUCCUCAGGUGGUGCCAGAUUAUAAAAGAAAGCUAAAAGGGAAGGCACCUGCGAAGUAAGCAUCUCAGCGGACUUUCGAAGCUAAGGGGGAUGGAAUGUGAGGAUCGAGCCCUCAAGAAGGGGCCUUGCCAUGAUGUACAUGUUCUGGGCUAAGGCCCCAGCAAGCUUCGUGCCCGCCCUAAGUGAAGGCGGGCCAGGAAAUCAAAAAGAGCCCUCUGU
Chara braunii is the source of this 2338-nucleotide messenger RNA. The record is from the annotation of a GenBank genome assembly. Lineage: Eukaryota; Viridiplantae; Streptophyta; Charophyceae; Charales; Characeae.